GCAUUUUUUUAUUUUCGGACUCUGCCUUACCCUUCUUCUUUUAGUCUCGUCUCCUUCUCGAGACGCGACUGUAAACGAGAGACUUUGAGCUUUCACAGUAACGCACAGGACUUCAGUUCAAAGAGUUGAUUUUGGGUUCGUUUUCAUUGGAGUAGAGAUUGGAAAUCAGGUCAGAAAAAGAGAAGUUCUUGUUUAAGAAAUGUCGAAUGUCAGCGAUUCAUCAAUGAAGACUUCAACUUAGUUGAAUGCCAUUUCCAGAAUUGCGAAGCAGAUAAGCUUCUUUAAAGGGUGUUGAAACUGGAAACCUGAUAGGCGAAGAAAUGGUUCUGCUUUGCUCAUAACGCACCUGGGGGAGGUCUUUUCUAGGGUUUUUGUUAUUUCGAUUUGUUGUUCCUUGACAAGUUCUUUUUUUUUUUUUUGACUUUCAGAAAUAGAUCUUUUCCCUUUGUUGCUUGUUUCCAUUUUCUGAGAAAGCUUGUGGAGAAGGAAAAGAUUUUCUUUUCAUUUAGUAUUAGUCUUGGGUUUCUUGUAUCCCAGAGGAAAUCUCAAAGCUUCCCCGGUUCUCGUCUGAGUUGUAGACAGAGGUCGCCAUUGGAGGAUAUCUUCCCCUGUUUUCGUCCAUUGUCUUCCCCUGUUUCACGCUAAAUGCAGGGAGCCGGUGAAGGGGCGACGAUUUCUCGGCAAUUUUGAUUUUCGAGGGCAGAUGGAUUCCGUUAAGCCGGCGGCGGCGAACUCGAACGUCGCCGGGUUAGUGCGCAGUUUUGCUAAAGCACUUCGCUUUAAGGCCGUGGGAGUCGCGCCUGAUGAUGGAGUUAAGAGGUUGAAGUUCCGGGAGGAGAAGGCAAAGAGUGGUCCAUUAACAGGGCAUCGAUCUCAGCCUUUUGCGGAUAAAGAUGAAGAUGAGAAGCUUCGGAAUAGAGCUGCCCUGGAGGCUUUCCUUGCGACACUCUUUGCUAGCAUUUCGUCUGUGAAAGCUGCUUAUGCCCAGCUCCAGAUAGCUCAGUCCCCUUAUGAUGCUAAUGGUAUUCAAACUGCAGAUGCGGUGGUAGUGUCUGAGCUGAAGCAUCUCUCCGAACUGAAACAGUGUUACUUGAAGAAGCAGAUCGUUCCUUCUUCUGAGGUUACACCGUUGUUGGCUGAAAUUCAAGAGCAGAAAAAUCUCUUGAAGACUUAUGAAAUCAUGGUGAAGAAGUUUGAGUCCCAGCUUAAGCUCAAGGACUCUGAGAUUACGUUUCUGAGAGAGAAAUUAGAGGAGUCUGAUAGACAAAACAGAUUGAUUGAGUGGAAGCUAAAUCCAAGUGGGCCUUUAUCCGUUCUAGAUGAUCUGCACUUGUCGGGCUUGAAUCCAAACCAUUUUAUUACGGUUCUGCGACAUGUCAUUAAGUCGAUUAAGAGCUUUGUCAAACUUAUGAUCGACCAGAUGGGUACAGCAGGGUGGCAUAUUGAUGAGGCAGCAAGUUCAAUUGAACCUGGUGUCGCCUACUGCAAGCCCGAAGACAGGAGCUGUGUUUUUGAAUAUUUUGUCUGUCGAGAGAUGUUUGAUGGUUUCCAUCAGCCAAAUUUUUCUCUUCCCGUGGAGCCAUUGUCCGAAAAGAAACAAAUGCAACGCCAUUUCUUUGACAAGUUCACAGAAAUGAAGUCUAUAAGAGUGAAGGAGUUUUUGUCACGGAAUCCAAAUUCGACAUUUGGGAAAUUCUGCCGGGCCAAGUACUUGCGCCUUGUACAUCCAAAGAUGGAAGCUUCCUUCUUCGGUGACCUGAACCAGAGAAACAUAGUAAACUCCGGCGGGUACCCAGGUACUCCAUUCUUUGCUACGUUUGCAGAAAUGGCAAAGAGGGUUUGGUUCCUGCAUUGCUUGGCCUUCUCGUUCGAGCCCGAAGCCUCUAUAUUUCAGGUGAGGAAGGGGUCCCGUUUCUCAGAAGUAUACAUGGAGUCUGUAAACAAUGAUGCAUUCUUCUCAUCCAGCAACCCCAAUGUGGCUUUCACCGUCAUCCCUGGGUUCAAGAUCGGCAAGACUGUUAUACAGUGUCAGGUGUAUCUGUCUUCAGCUUGAUCUCAGGUGAACAUCGGGGCGAACCUACCGCUGAACUGAUGUUGAUCGUCUGAUGCCACCGUUGUUUCCUUUUCCUCGGCCGACCAGUACCUGACAAAGCUGCAUCAGCAGUUCAGGAAUCUGGGUCCACCCGUGAAGAGGGGGCAGAGGGACUCUGAUCUGGAAUUUGGAGCGUAGAGGGAAAAAGGUGAGCUCAGUUGCUCAGGUUGUGGGGACCCGACAUGGUUUUCUGGGUUCCUCUCUUUGUUUUGUGGCGAAAAAACAUAACAUUGUAUGGUCUUCUGUUGGAAUAUACGCCAUUUUGUUAUUUCCCUCCUUUUGGAGAGAUUUUGUUAAUAGCCAAGCAACCAAGCAACAACAGAGCUUGCAAGAAAACACUUUCAUUGUUAACUAAUCUUGGCCUAAUAUAAACAUUUUUCUAAUUUUUGUUUGUAUAUAUGUAUGUAAUCGUCGAAGUGAUGAUGGAAAUUUUUAAUUGAACAUCUUUUGAUUUGGGAUCA
Molecule: messenger RNA, 2553 nt
Organism: Nelumbo nucifera (sacred lotus)
Lineage: Eukaryota; Viridiplantae; Streptophyta; Magnoliopsida; Proteales; Nelumbonaceae
Product: protein GRAVITROPIC IN THE LIGHT 1
Biological process (GO): negative gravitropism; response to red or far red light
Source: RefSeq, a predicted model, not a curated record